Pseudocercospora fijiensis CIRAD86 is the source of this 1382-nucleotide messenger RNA. RefSeq lists its product as uncharacterized. Gene Ontology annotation, biological process: reciprocal meiotic recombination. Lineage: Eukaryota; Fungi; Ascomycota; Dothideomycetes; Mycosphaerellales; Mycosphaerellaceae. Gene Ontology annotation, molecular function: ubiquitin protein ligase activity. The transcript has 3 exons. Bases 54 to 1199 code for a protein of 381 amino acids. The record is from RefSeq and is a predicted model, not a curated record. Gene Ontology annotation, cellular component: synaptonemal complex.
CAGACUUCCGCUCCUGAUCCUUCGCCAUUCCUUACGGGCGGGCCUUCGACGCCAUGGACGCGGUCUUGCACUGCAACGACCUCACCUGUCGUGCCAACGUCCCCGACCAGGCAGUCGUCACUACCUGCAGCCACAUCUUCUGCAUUCCAUGUGCCAACCGAUUGGGUCUUUCGGAACCGCAGGAUGGCCAGAGACGAUGUCCGGCUUGCAAGACUGACCUCACCAAUCCUGACGAUGCGGUCAUCACCUCGCUGAACCCGACCGAGGACUACAAGACCAGUAUUUUGAGCGGCCUGUCGCCGACGAUCAUCAUGGAGUGCGCGGGACGAGGUCUCGGCUUUUGGGCAUAUCAAAUGGCCCAGGAGAUCACGUAUCAGCAGUACCUGGCCACAAGUCUCGCUGAUCGCUGGAACCAGCUCAAUACUCAGAUGCAGAAUGUAGCUGACAAGGAGAAGGAUGAGAAUAAGCGCCUGCGGCAACGCCUCGAUGCAUUGCAUGCUGAGAAUGCCAAUUUGAUGGAGAACAAUGCGGCUCUGGAUCGCUCGUACAAGGAAAAGGCCAAAGCUCAACACCAAAUCAACAACCUCUACCAGAAGCUCAAGGCGCAGCAGCUGGCCGCCGGGCUCGAAGUGGCUGCUGAGAACGAUGCUGACAAUGUACUUGCACAUGCGAACCAGCAGACACGAAUCUCCGCUGCUCAGCGCCCUACCAAGAACGUGCAUGCCCGCGACUUCAGUGAUGGGAGUGGAGGCAGUGAAGAGCGCCGUAAUCGCCAUCGUGACUAUACUUGGUCUCAGAACAACGCCUCUCAGGGGUAUCAAGUGAGCGCUGCACCACGUAACUCUGGGACUUCUCAUAGCCUUCCCAUGAGUGGAUCUCAGCAGCAAUCGAAUCGACAGCGUUUACCACAGCCGGCGUUCGGCUCUUACAACUCGACAUUUCUCGGCGGUACUGGACUGGGCAAUGCAGGUCUGCGGCAAGGCACAGUGCAGCGAGGACCUUAUGGCAACAGUCAAGGCCACGGGCAGUCCGGCUACGAUGAUGAGAAUGUAUCCAAUAGUCGCUACGGCGCCGGCGGUAUGGGCGGCAUGAGUGCCGGAGUGAGGGCCGGACGACCACCAGGAGCAAUCCCUCUGAGUCGUGCUGGCGGAGUGGGACCUAUGCGCCCGGGCGGCUAUCCUGGUAUGCGCAUGGGAUGAGCUUCGCUUCGGGCCAAACGAGCCAAACGAGCCAAACAAGAAACAGGUCUAGACCAUUCACUUCCUUUCGGUCACUCUCGACAUUGGUGAAGCCUUCAAGAGCCUUGCACUCUCGAGAGUGUGCUAGGAGAAGAAGAAUUUGUAAUCACCCGCACUUGAUAGAUCAAACUUGACUUCCACGUG